Molecule: messenger RNA, 1973 nt
Organism: Cadophora gregata
Lineage: Eukaryota; Fungi; Ascomycota; Leotiomycetes; Helotiales; Ploettnerulaceae
Exons: 5
Coding region: 1-1680 (559 amino acids)
Source: RefSeq, a predicted model, not a curated record
AUGGACAUUUUAGCCUUGAAAACGUCCACCCACGGAAGCGCUAUCCACUGGGAGGGGGAGGCUUGCGAAAUCCUUCGAGCCUCCACCAGCGCGGAAGAAAUCCAGCUUGUCUGUUCCUAUUUUCCGUUCCAACAUCCAGACACUCCCUUGGGCAUAUUGUCCAGCCGAAGGAUUGAGAAUUUCCCGACGGACGUUGAUGUACUUGGAUUGCACAAAGCAGAGGAAACUCUCAGAACAAUAGCAACAGAAUGCAAAUACUGCUGCUGGAAUUGGACAUGGAGCGUCCCUUUUGCAUCUUCAACAACAGGACUCACCAAAGCUGCCAACAACACGGACAAGGGUUUAUUGACAUUGAUCUCCAAAGUGACUUUCAUGGCCCUGGAAAGAAAAGCAUGCGGCUUUCCAUCAAGGGCGUUCGAAGAUAUCUUCGAUGGUCUCACUCAUGUACGGCUUCUACUCGAAUACCGUUUCAGCAAGCUAUAUGUAUCGAAGAAGGAGUAUGAAGCAGUCGGGAAGGAAUUGAAGAGCCCGUUGGCUCGCUGGAUCUUCUCAACCAGCUUACGGAGCACCGGCAGCUCACCUUGUCCCUCUGAUGCCUUCGCACCAAUCCUACGCCCAAUCGAAGAACUUUUUGAGAAUCGAGAGCUACCGCUCAUGUCGGUGCUUCAGCGCCUGAAGAUUUUGGGCGUUCUACAUCAAGAUAUUCUGGACGGACUUGACCCAAGAUGGGAAGGCCUCAGCGAAGAAGACUUCAGCUUCCUCGAAGACGUUACCAACCACACACCUCGGGGCUUAGCGCGCCUGUUGAUUGAAAAGGACCUUUUUUGCUCGCAGAAAUUGUCCCCUAAUGAUUUUCUUGACCCCGCAGAGCUAAGGAGCAAAUCCACACAAUGGUCACGCCUGGUAUAUAAUGUGAGGGUGUGCGCAAAGGCUCAUCCUGACUUGGUUGGGAGAAUCGAUGAAGCUGCAAAGAUUCUACUCUGUCACAGAAACUUCUUUUCCGGGAUGGCGCUCAUCUACGGCCUUUCCGAAGCAAAUCAUCCUCCUGCAGAACCGUGGUGGAAUUUUUUCUCGGUUCGAUACCUUUGUGCGGCUUACCAGGUAAAAGGUUGGUUACUGAGGUUGCCUGACCACAUUGAAGACGACGCUGGUAGCAAGCCAACCGGAGCUGAGACCAAAAGUGAGCGAUCUUGUAUGGCGUCCUUCCUGGAAACUACGUCCACGCUGUCCGUGACUCUGUUUGGCAUGGAACAAUACAUACCCGGCUGCCGACAUGCCUCGGACGGAUCGCAUGAGCAAAAAGAAGAGCUCAGUAGAAAGGAGGUCAAUCCAAUGGCAGGAGGGUCAUGGAACAAUGGCUUAACAAUGGCAGGCAGUGAUCUAGGGCCGGAAUUGGGAUACGGGGUCGAGGAUGUGGGUGGUGUGGGUUCAGAUGUUAUGUUGUCUGGAGUAGGAAGUUCCGUUAACCACGUCAACGACACGAGCCACGUAGACGACUACGACCAUACAGAGAGUAGCCUCGGAACAGAUGGUCAUGACGAUUUUGACUCGGAUUCCGGUCUGGGGAGCGAUUGCGGGGAAUCAACGACAACUUUGACAUCCGAAGCCCUCGAGCACGUCGAAAGGUAUGGCCGCAGCUACCACGGCUAUCAUGCAGGGAGUAAGUAUCAUUCUGAUUGACUGUACCUGAAAAUGUUGUUAACCACGCACGUAGAAUAUCUGCUACCGAAUGACGAGCAGGAACGGCAAAGACUUGGUGAGCAUUCACCCUAUCGUGCUACUCAUAUUACUGAUUAGUCUUACGGAUCUUCAACAUCGUCUCUUUGGUAUUACUUUAGAUGAACAUUUACACUUGGCCCAACUUCCGAAGAUAAAACGAGCCCUCGACAUAGGCACCGGGACUGGAAUUUGGUCAAUAGAUUUUGGUAAGUGAUUAUUCACCCCCGAAAGUUUAACGCUUAACCUUGAACGUA